AUGUCACUACGUUCAAAAGCUGCUCGAUUCAAGGACGCCGAUCGACGCGUUCAGCGUUCAAACACUGCCCAACCGUCCAACAAUCUCGCCGCGUCUGCUUCUCGUACCCUGGAAGAGAUCUCCGUCUCCACACAUGGCGAAACGAGGUCAACAGCCUUUCUUCCACCUCUCCUCGAGAAGGUAGCACCACAGACGUCCCAACCCUCUCAUCCUCGCGCUACGCUGUCCAACAUCGAAGUCAAAGAACCUGCUGUUAGUUCUACGAAGCAAGAACCUGCCCCCUCACAGACCACUGCACUUAUCAACGAGUUUGAGGCAGCACUUCCGCGGCUCAUUGCGCUGGUUUUCGAAGCCACUGUGAAGACCGAAGGUCUGGAGGAGCAAUGCGAGUGCGGAGACGGCCGUCGCACCGUUACGUGCCGCGACUGUGUUCUAUAUCCGCUCACCUGUGUGAGGUGCUUUGCGAGUUCUCAUAAGCAUCAUCCUCUGCAUUGGGCCGAGGCGUGGAACCCCGAAGCUCGCUGUUUCGAGCGCAAGGAUAUUUCCGAGCUUCUGCCCCUCGCAUCUGCCACUCCUUUUACUGUCGACCUUGGCCACAGCGGCGCCAACUGCAAUGCUCACUCCUCCCCUAUUCCCAUGACUCUUGUGGACGUCAACGGUAUCCACAAGGCCAACGUGCGGUUCUGUACCUGCCACGGCAUCCACGAGCGUGUCUCGCAGCUUGUCAAGUCCGGCUUCUUCCCCGCAACGCUCACACAACCACGUACUGCAUUCUCGUUCUCGGUCCUCCGCCAGUUCCACCUCGUCCAACUCGAGGGGAAAAUGUCAGCAUACGACUUCUGCUCGACCCUCCGCCGCCUCUCCGACAACGUCUUUACCGAUGAAAUCCCGGAUGUAUACCCGCAGUUUGUUGUCGUCAUGCAGAUAUGGCGGGUCCUUGCUGCAACCAGGCGGCUUGGACAGGCCCAUGACAUCGACACACUGCUGCCACAUCGUCAAGCUAAGAAUCUAGUAGUCCACUGUCCAGUAUGCCCCGAACCGACUCUGAACAUUGAGGCGGGCUCUGCCACGCUACCUAUGGCCUUUCGUCAUCUGAACCAACUCCAGCUUACAGCUGAUGGGAAUCAUCACGCAAAUCAGUACAUGAAGAACACGGACCCUCUCAGCCGUUCUGUCUUCAAAGGACGCGCUUACUUUCCAGACGAAGAUAUGUAUCACGCAUACCUUGGUAGCCUUGGCCCUAACGAGACUGAAAAAUCGACUUGUAGUCACCUCAAUGCUGCUGAAAAGCAGGAUCGAAAAAAGUUCAAGCGGAUGCGAGUGACCGGCGUCGUCAAGAUCGAUUGCGCACAUCUGUUUGUGAAGGCUAUGGUGGAUCUACAGCUCGGUGAGAGGUUUGCUAACACGGACUAUGCCCUCCUUCGAGCCCUUCAACUGUACAAGAUGCCCGAGUCCCAGUUACCAUCCCCGCCCUUGGCUCUACCAGGACCAUCCGCCGCCACGGUGCCGUCACAGCAACAGCCGCCGCAACCUCCGCCUGCAACAUGGAAGUCCGCGUACUCCGACAUCGUCCUUUCAUACGACAUUGCUUGCGGAUAUGCUCGGAAUUUAUCUCAGCGUGCUACUCGCAACUUCGCGCCCUCUCUCGAGGCUUAUGUUGCAGGUAUCCGAACGAUCAUCCCGGCCGUUCACGUGCAGAACCACCAGGACAGUUGUAUGUACACCUACGGUCACGCUUACACCUCGAACAUUGGGCAUUUUCAUGGAGAAACGGCGGAGCAAUAUUGGGCGGAACUUAACCAACUGGGCCCGCAGGUCCGGCAGAUGAACAACGGUCAUCGCCAGGAUGUUAUCAACGACGCAAACGGGGAUUGGAACUGGAAAAAGCUUCGUCAAAUCCACUCUACGCUCGAGGAUGAGAUCAUGAAUGCCCGGAGCUUAUACUACCAGCAUCGCAUGAGCUUCUAUUCCCUCACUGUGCUCCACCUCACGCGUGUAUCGGAAUGGGAUAAGCUCGAUCGAGACGCUCGAAGGCAAGUGGGGAAGGACAUUGAAUGUGUGUAUAGCCAUUCUAAGCGGAAAAUUCCCUCGCAGCAGUCGAUCUUCGACGCCUUGCUCACCAAGGGUUCUCAUUCACUAAAGUUGCCACCUUCAUUGUCGGGAUCAUCUACAGUGAAGGACAUUUCGCUUUUUGUGAAUGAAGGCUUAUCUAUUCAAAUAGCUCAACACGACUUGAAGAUGAAGAUUUUGAUGAAUGAGAAGCACCCGAUGGCCUCGCUCGAGAAGGAGAUCCAAGGCGACUCAAAGAAGCUGCAAAAUAGAAUUGACAAGUGGCGUUCGGAGCAGAAGCUCUACACGCCAUUGGUGCUGGAUGAUGUGAACCGCCAGGUUGCAAAGAGCACACCCAUCUCCAGCGAAAUCCUUUACCUCCCAUCUGACUAUGAUUCGAAGAAGCGACAAGACCUCGGACUUGAUUUUCUGGUGCAGAUCGAGUCUGAACUCCGAGAAGGACUCGCAUUUGACACGAUCAUGUCCAUCCAGCAAUACGUGAAGACACUUGACGCUCUGUGGCUUCACAAGCGGUCAGACUGUCGUGGACAGGACCAGCACACAAGAGCAGCUGCCCAGAUCGAGCGUGUUACUGCACGACGUCAAGCCUUGAUUGAUCAGUACAACAUGAACAGGUCAGCAAUGAUCUCGUUGGGGUUAUCAACUCACGCUCGUAGCUUCCCACAUUUACGCAUCGAAGAUACGGAACGGCCGGCGACCAAGCUCAAGCGCUCGAUUGGAGAUUCAAAAAAGGUCAAGAACAUUCUUGGAACGGGCAUUCAGACAUCUAACCCGUCAAAGCACUCGUCCUCGAACUCUACAAGACACGAAGGGAGAAUGGACAUCGCCUCUUCGCAAGCGAAGGCUAUGCUAUCCCAGGUAGACUCGGGGCUCUUGAAGACGAUGAGUGUUAACGACGGAUGGAUUUGGAGGCUAGGAACGAUUGGAAAGCUUACUGAUGAGCAAAUUCGCGAAUGGGAGGAAGAAGGGGAUAAGGUGGCUUGGUUUCGUGCUGAGGCGGAAAUGGAACGUUGGAGAGAACAAUGGGAGAUCAAAUUGGUCGAGUGUAUCCGUUGCACCCGCUCGUUCCGAAGGAUGUCAGAUACCUGGGAGAAGCUUUCGUCGACCCCUGGAAUGGCCCUUUCGCAAUCUAUUUUCGCUAACAAGCAGGCACAUAUGUUCAGGAGGCUUGCAGAAAAAGUCGAAGCUGUUUUUACGCGAAUUCAAACGGAUGAACCUACUGGAUAUAGAGAAGGCGAACUAUUACUCGACUACAUCAAGAGACAUCGCUCAAUCGAACUUUCUAACUUCCAUGAUAGCUAUAGAUUUUGUGAAUCGAAUUAA
Molecule: messenger RNA, 3393 nt
Organism: Coprinopsis cinerea okayama7#130
Lineage: Eukaryota; Fungi; Basidiomycota; Agaricomycetes; Agaricales; Psathyrellaceae
Exons: 12
Coding region: 1-3393 (1130 amino acids)
Source: RefSeq, a predicted model, not a curated record